Manis javanica (Malayan pangolin) is the source of this 1501-nucleotide messenger RNA. It is a transcript of the gene ANGPTL3, whose product is annotated as angiopoietin like 3. Gene Ontology annotation, biological process: cholesterol homeostasis; triglyceride homeostasis; phospholipid homeostasis. Lineage: Eukaryota; Metazoa; Chordata; Mammalia; Pholidota; Manidae. The record is from RefSeq and is a predicted model, not a curated record.
UACUGAGUUUAGAAGACUAGGUCUGCUUGCAGGAGAAAACUAGUUCCAAAUUGCUUGAAACUGAGUAAUUAGAAUAAAAAUGAACAUGAUUAAGUUCCUUCUUUUUAUUGUUCCUUUAGUUAUUUCCUCAAGAACUGACCAAGAACUUCCAUCAUUUGAUUCUAAAUCUUCAGAGCCAAAAUCAAGAUUUGCUAUGUUAGAUGAUGUAAAAAUUUUAGCCAAUGGCCUCCUUCAGUUAGGACAUGGUCUUAAAGACUUUGUCCAUAAGACUAAGGGCCAAAUUAAUGACAUAUUUCAAAAACUCAACAUAUUUGAUCAGUCAUUUUAUGACCUAUCACUGCAAACCAAUGAAAUCAAAGAGGAAGAAAAGGAACUUAGAAGAACUACAUCCAAACUGCAAGUCAAAAAUGAAGAAGUGAAGAAUAUGUCACUUGAACUCAACUCAAAGCUUGAAAGCCUCCUAGAAGAAAAAGUUCUCCUUCAACAAAAAGUGAAAUAUUUGGAGAAGCAACUAACCAAUUUAAUUAAAAAUCAAUCUGAAAUUCAGGAACACCCUGAAGUAACUUCACUUAAAACUUUUGUAGAACAGCAAGAUAAUAGCAUCAAAGACCUUCUCCACACUGUUGAAGAACAAUACAGACAAUUAAACCAACAGCAUAGUCAAAUUAAAGAAAUAGAAAAUCAGUUAAGAAGAACUGGGAUUCAAGAAUCCACUGAAAAUUCUCUUCCUUCUAAACCAAGAGCACCAAGAACUACUCCCACUCUUCACUUGAAUGCAACAAAAAAUGUAGAACAUGAUGAUAUUACUGCUGAUUGUACUACCAUUUAUAACAGAGGAGAACAUACAAGUGGCAUCUAUUCCAUUAGACCCAACAACUCUCAAGUUUUUAAUGUCUACUGUGAUUUUAAAUCAGGUAAUUCAUGGACAUUAAUUCAAUACCGAAUAGAUGGAUCACAAAACUUCAAUGAAACUUGGGUAAACUACAAAUAUGGUUUUGGGAGGCUUGAUGGAGAAUUUUGGAUGGGUCUAGAGAAGAUAUACUCCGUAGUAAAGCAAUCUAAUUACAUUUUACGAGUUGAACUAGAAGACUGGAAAGACAACAAGCAUUAUACUGAGUAUUCUUUUCACUUGGGAAAUCAUGAAACCAACUAUAUGCUACACCUAGCUGAGAUUACUGGCAAUGGCCCCAGAGUACUCCCGGACCACAAAGAUUUGGUGUUUUCUACUUGGGAUCACAAAGCAAAAGGACAUGUCAACUGUCCAGAAAGUUAUUCAGGUGGUUGGUGGUGGCAUAAUGUAUGUGGGGAAAACAACCUAAAUGGUAAAUAUAACAAGGCAAGAGCAAAAACUAAGCCAGAGAGAAGAGGAAUAUGUUGGAAGUCUCAAAAUGGAAAGUUACACUUCAUCAAAUCAACCAAAAUGUUGAUCCGUCCAACAGAUUCACAAAGCUUUGUAUGAACUGAGGCAUAUUACAAAGACAAUAAACAUUAAACAUCCCAA